Messenger RNA from Phalaenopsis equestris, 3639 nucleotides. Its product is annotated as probable E3 ubiquitin ligase SUD1. Gene Ontology annotation, molecular function: zinc ion binding. NCBI's taxonomy places the organism in Eukaryota, Viridiplantae, Streptophyta, Magnoliopsida, Asparagales, Orchidaceae. The record is from RefSeq and is a predicted model, not a curated record. Gene Ontology annotation, cellular component: endoplasmic reticulum membrane. The transcript has 10 exons. Bases 165 to 3374 code for a protein of 1069 amino acids.
UAGAAAAAAAAAGGCCGAUAUUUGUAUCCCGGAAAGGCCGAAACCCUCUCCCUCUUUUGCCCCCCACCUUCUUCUACUACCCCUCUUUGACCCCGCUAUUCUCUCAAUCUUGCCGGAGGAAGAAGAGAGACGAUAAGCGGCGACGUCUUGGAGAGCAAACGAACAUGGAGGAGAUCGCUGACCGGACCGGUCUGAACGCGGCGGCUCCUCGGCUUGAAGAGGAAGAGGACGAGGGGGACGUCUGUAGGAUCUGUCGGAAUCCAGGGGACGCUGAUAACCCUCUCCGAUACCCUUGCGCUUGCAGCGGAAGUAUCAAGUUCGUCCACCAGGAUUGCCUGCUCCAGUGGCUUAAUCACAGCAACGCUCGCCAGUGCGAGGUAUGCAAGCAUGUAUUUUCCUUCUCCCCUCUUUAUGCUGAAAAUGCUCCUGCUAGGCUACCCUUUCGAGAGUUUGUAAUUGGAAUGGCAAUGAAAGCAUGUCAUGUUCUACAAUUCUUUCUACGCCUUGCUUUCGUUCUUUCUGUAUGGCUUCUCAUAAUCCCUUUCAUUACGUUUUGGAUAUGGCGCUUGACGUUUGUAAGGACUUUUGGUGAAGCUCAGAGGCUGUUCUUGAGUCACUUGUCUGCUCCCUUGAUUCUCACGGAUUGUUUACAUGGGUUUUUACUGUCUGCUAGCAUUGUAUUUAUCUUUCUUGGCGCAACAUCUCUUCGAGAUUAUUUCAGACAUCUUCGAGAACUUGGGGGACAUGAUGCAGAUGAUGAAGGUCAAGAAAGGCAGGGUGCACGUGCUGCUAGGAGAGCUGCUGGCCCCGCCAAUAGGGCCCAGGCUGUUGAGGGAAAUGGUGAAGAUGGAGUUGGAGCCCCAGGGAUUGCUGGAGCAGGGCAAAUAAUUAGAAGAAAUGCAGAAAAUGUUGCUGCCCGUUUGGAAAUGCAAGCAGCACGCCUUGAAGCACACGUUGAGCAGAUGUUUGAUGGACUGGAUGAUGCUGAUGGUGCAGAAGAUGUGCCUUUUGAUGAACUUGUUGGGAUGCAAGGGCCUGUUUUCCAUUUAGUUGAAAAUGCAAUAACUGUUCUGGCUAGCAAUGCUAUUUUCCUUGGAGUUGUAAUUUUUAUCCCUUUCUCACUAGGGAGGAUUGUUCUCUAUUAUCUAUCUUGGCUUUUUUCUUCUCCAUCAAGUUCAAUUAUGUCUACAGCCGUGCCGCUGGCUGACUCAGCUCUCUCUUUGGCUAACAUUACCUUGAAGAACGCCUUGGUGACAGUGAAUAGCUUGUCUGAAAGUAGUAAUGAUGGUGCUCUUAGCCAAGUAAUUGAGUCCGUUGUUGGCUCCUCAAAAUUCAAUUCAACCGGAACGGAUGAGAUCUCAAACAGCAUUAACAGUUCCAUUUCACUGAGUGGGACUAUCGCUGGCUCAUCACGUCUUUCAAAUGUUACAACUCUCGCCGUUGGGUAUAUGCUCAUAUUCUGUCUGGUCUUCUUUUAUCUCGGGCUUUUUACUUUAAUUCGAUAUACACGGGGUGAGCGUUUGACCAUUGGAAGGCUUUAUGGAAUUGCUUCGAUUGCAGAAGCAAUUCCUUCUCUCUUCAGGCAAUUUUUGUCAGGAAUGAGACAUCUGAUGACUAUGGUCAAGGUUGCUUUUCUUCUGGUGAUUGAGCUUGGUGUCUUCCCUUUGAUGUGUGGAUGGUGGCUUGAUGUUUGCACCUUAAGGAUGCUUGGAACAACAUUUGCUAAAAGAGUUGAAUUCUUUGCACUCUCUCCAUUGGCAAGCUCCUCAAUUCAUUGGCUUGUGGGGAUUAUUUAUAUGCUACAAAUAAGCAUCUUUGUCAGUCUUCUACGUGGGGUAUUGAGAAAUGGAGUUCUAUAUUUUCUACGAGACCCAGCUGAUCCAAAUUAUAAUCCAUUCCGAGAUCUAAUUGAUGACCCAGUUCAUAAACAUGCUCGGAGGGUCUUGUUAUCUGUUGCUGUUUAUGGUAGCUUGAUUGUGAUCCUUGUCUUCUUACCUGUUAAUCUUGCUAUGCGCUUGGCACCUUCCAUUUUUCCGCUUGACAUUACUAUCUUUGAUCCAUUUACGGAGAUUCCUGCAGAUGUACUACUGUUUCAAAUAUGUAUCCCUUUUGCUAUCGAACAUUUCAGGCCACGUGCAACCAUUAAGGCCCUUUUACGCAGAUGGUUUACAGCAGUUGGUUGGGCUCUUGGUUUGACUGAUUUUUUGCUCCCUAGACCCGAGGAAAAUGGCCGGCAAGAAAAUGGUAACGUUGAAGUAGUAAGGAGAGAAAGAUUGCAUGAUGCACGCCAAGCAUUGGGACCACAUCGUCAGCCUUUGGCACAACUAAUUGCUGCUGAUGAUCAUGACAGACGUGGUCAUGCAAAUGUCCAUACUGAUGUUGAUGAAGAUUCAGAUGUUGAUGAUCAAGCAGAUUCUGAAUAUGGCUUUGUACUUCGCAUUGUGUUGUUACUGAUCUUGGCAUGGAUGACACUUCUGCUUUUCAAUGCAACAGUUAUUGUUGUACCUAUUUCACUUGGACGUGCAACAUUUAAUGCAAUUCCUCGCCUCCCUUUUACUCAUGGUAUCAAGUGUAAUGAUCUCUUUGCUUUCAGCAUUGGUUGUUAUCUUAUCUGGACCAUUAUGGCUGCAACUAGCUAUUCAGCUGAUUACAUUAGAAACCGGAGAGCCAGUCAUCUGAUAUCGCAAAUUUGGAAAUGGUGUACUAUUAUUUUGAAAAGCUUAGCCCUUCUCUCUAUAUGGAUUAUUGUCAUUCCUGUUCUGAUUGGCCUGCUUUUUGAGUUGGUGGUGAUUGUACCAAUGAGGGUUCCCGUGGAUGAAAGCCCAGUUUUCCUUCUUUAUCAAGAUUGGGCUCUUGGGCUCAUAUUUCUGAAGAUCUGGACUAGAUUGGUUAUGCUUGACCAGAUGGCUCCAUUGGUGGAUGAGAGCUGGCGGGCCAAGUUUGAAAGAGUGAGAGAAGACGGAUUCUCUGGACUGAGAGGCUUUUGGAUUCUUCGUGAGAUUGUGAUCCCAAUCAUCACCAAGUUGCUGACUGCACUCUGUGUUCCCUACGUCUUUGCGAAGGGUCUGUUCCCCAUUCUUGGCUAUCCACUCAUAGUUAAUUCUACUGUAUAUCGAUUUGCCUGGCUGGGCUGCCUCCUCUUCAGCAUGCUUUACUUUUGCGCCAAGAGGUUCCAUGUUUGGUUCAUGAAUCUCCACAAUGCCAUUCGUGAUGAUCGCUAUUUGAUUGGACGAAGAUUACACGACUUUGGCGAGAAUGGUAGUGGAUCAAGGGGUAGUGAUCUCUCCAACAUGUCCGAAAUGGAAUUAGCUCACGAUCAUGGAGUUGACAUUGGAUUGAGGUUGAGACAUGCUAAUCAGCGCGCCAACCUGUAAGGUGAAUGACAAGACUCCUGCAGUUUGUAUUACUUUUGUUGGUCUUCUCAUUGACUAUUUUUUUUCCUUCAAAUGUUUGCAUUAAAAAAAAAAAAAACAAAAACAAAUAGUAUGGGGUGUAGAUCUAUUUUCAAUUGUGACAAAUGAUAUUGAAAGGGAGGCUUCGUAUGUAGCAUUGUUACUCUUGUAAUAAACCAAAAAAAAAAGGAUCGAAUGGUACUUUGCAUAUAUUUGAAGGAAUGGAACACUGUUAUAUUUGUGUUUU